UUCGGCCAUCCAGAAACAAACCAGUUCGAUGACUACUAAUAGUUAUAGCCAGAUGUACUAAUACACAACAAAUCACAGUCCUGCAGAGGGGCGCGCAAAUGAGUUCCUAUUUUGUGAAUCCCACUUUCCCUGGGAGCCUGCCCAGCGGCCAGGACUCCUUCUUGGGCCAGCUGCCCCUCUACCCGGCCGGCUAUGACGCGCUGAGGCCCUUCCCGGCCUCUUAUGGGGCGUCGAGUCUUCCGGACAAGACAUACACCUCACCUUGUUUCUACCAACAGUCCAACUCGGUCCUGGCCUGCAACCGGGCAUCCUACGAGUACGGGGCCUCAUGUUUCUAUUCUGAUAAGGACCUCAGUGGCGCCUCACCCUCGGGCAAUAGCAAGCAGAGGGGCCCCGGGGACUACCUGCACUUUUCUCCCGAGCAGCAGUACAAACCUGACAGCAGCAGCGUGCAGGGCAAAGCCCUCCAUGAGGAAGGCACCGACCGGAAGUACACAAGCCCUGUUUACCCCUGGAUGCAGCGGAUGAAUUCCUGUGCGGGUGCUGUGUAUGGGAGUCACGGGCGCAGAGGCCGCCAGACCUACACGCGCUACCAGACCCUGGAGCUGGAGAAGGAAUUCCACUUCAACCGCUACCUGACUCGGCGGCGCCGCAUCGAGAUCGCCAACGCGCUCUGCCUCACCGAGCGCCAGAUCAAGAUCUGGUUCCAGAAUCGGCGCAUGAAGUGGAAAAAGGAAAAUAAACUCAUCAAUUCCACGCAGGCCAGCGGGGAAGACUCUGAGGCCAAGGCGGGCGAGUAGACUCCAGGCAGGGACCAGGCCAUCGUUGUAACCUCUAUUGGCUUUGCCCCCUGGUGCCCUUGCCUGCUCCCCAAGU
Molecule: messenger RNA, 876 nt
Organism: Rattus norvegicus (Norway rat)
Lineage: Eukaryota; Metazoa; Chordata; Mammalia; Rodentia; Muridae
Gene: Hoxa6
Product: homeobox A6
Exons: 2
Coding region: 99-800 (233 amino acids)
Source: RefSeq, marked provisional